Molecule: messenger RNA, 4308 nt
Organism: Solea senegalensis (Senegalese sole)
Lineage: Eukaryota; Metazoa; Chordata; Actinopteri; Pleuronectiformes; Soleidae
Gene: ppp2r5d
Product: protein phosphatase 2, regulatory subunit B', delta
Exons: 16
Coding region: 287-2179 (630 amino acids)
Biological process (GO): signal transduction; protein dephosphorylation
Cellular component (GO): nucleus; cytosol; protein phosphatase type 2A complex
Molecular function (GO): protein phosphatase activator activity
Source: RefSeq, a predicted model, not a curated record
CUCACCAUAUUGGCGGGAACCUCUUCCUCCAUGUUGACCAUCAGGUUCAAGGUGUUAGUUGCUAGGGAAGACUGGAGCCCUGCCCUUCCGUCGUCCACCAUCCUCGCGCGCCUAUCAGAAAAAUCCUCGCGGUCGUCGCUAGGCAGAUCCACUCGACAGCAGCCAAUCAGGUCACUCGGGGCCGGAGCGGACGCAGGGAGCAGACACACACCGAGUGACAGCGUCUGAGUCCCGGGGAAGAGCAUCUCGGAGCCUCGGUGAAAACACACCCAGCCUCGCCGCCAAGAUGCCGAACAAAACAAAGAAGGAGAAGGAAACAAACAAAUCUGCCAAAUCGACAAAGAGCAACAGCAACACGAGCGGUGGGAAAGAUGCUGCUGCUCCGGAGAACACAGAAGAGUCCCAGCAGCAGCAGAGCGGCAGUAAACGUCCCAGUAACAGCACGCCUCCUCCUACUCAGCUCAAUAAGAUCAAAUACUCUGGAGGACCUCAGCUGGUGAAGAAGGAACGACGCCAGAGCUCGUCACGCUUCAGCCUCACCAAGAACCGAGAGCUGCAGAAGCUGCCCGCGCUAAAGGAUGCCCCGCCUGUGGACCGGGAGGAGCUGUUCGUCCAGAAGCUGCGUCAGUGCUGCGUCCUCUUCGACUUUGUCAGUGACCCUCUGAGUGACCUCAAGUAUAAGGAGGUGAAGAGGGCGGGGCUUAAUGAGAUGGUUGAGUACAUCACACACAACAGCGACGUGGUGACGGAGUCCAUUUACCCCGAGGCCGUGGACAUGUUUUCAGUGAAUUUGUUCCGGACUCUUCCUCCUUCUUCAAACCCGACUGGAGCAGAGUUUGACCCUGAGGAGGACGAGCCCACGCUGGAGGCCGCCUGGCCUCACCUGCAGCUUGUGUACGAGUUCUUCCUUCGCUUCCUGGAGUCUCCAGACUUUCAGCCAAACAUCGCCAAAAAAUACAUCGACCAGAAGUUUGUCCUGUCGUUGCUCGACCUCUUUGACAGCGAGGAUCCCAGAGAGAGAGACUUCCUGAAGACCAUCCUCCACCGGAUCUACGGGAAGUUCCUCGGACUGCGAGCGUACAUUCGCCGCCAGAUCAACAACAUUUUCUACAGGUUUAUUUAUGAAACUGAGCAUCACAACGGCAUCGCUGAGCUGCUGGAGAUACUUGGCAGUAUAAUCAACGGCUUCGCUCUCCCUCUCAAAGAAGAACACAAGAUGUUUCUGAUCAGAGUUCUUCUGCCGCUUCACAAAGUCAAGUCUCUGAGCGUCUACCACCCUCAGCUAGCGUACUGUGUGGUCCAGUUCCUGGAGAAGGACAGCAGUCUGACUGAGCCGGUGAUCAUGGGUCUGUUGAAAUUCUGGCCCAAGACUCACAGUCCAAAGGAGGUGAUGUUCCUGAACGAGCUGGAGGAGAUUCUGGACGUCAUCGAACCGUCCGAGUUUGUCAAAGUCCAGGAGCCACUUUUCAGACAACUGGCCAAGUGUGUUUCCAGUCCACACUUCCAGGUACCAGAACCAGAACCACUGAAGAUGAUGAUGGUGAUAGUGGUGAUGGUGGUGAUAAUGUCGUCAUGUGUGCAGGUGGCAGAGCGAGCUCUGUAUUACUGGAAUAACGAGUACAUCAUGAGUCUGAUCAGUGACAACGCGGCCAAGAUUCUGCCGAUCAUGUUUCCUGCUCUGUACAAGAACUCCAAGAGCCACUGGAACAAGACGAUCCAUGGUCUGAUCUACAAUGCUCUGAAACUGUUUAUGGAGAUGAACCAGAAGCUGUUUGACGACUGUACGCAGCAAUACAAGGCUGAGAAACAGAAAGAAAAAUACAAACUGAAGGAGAGAGAGGAAAUCUGGAACAAGAUAGAAGACCUCGCUCAACAGAAUCCACAGAAAAAUAAGCUCCACCCCCUCCGCCCUGGACUCCACCCACAAGAUGAGUACCUGUUGUACAGUGACAGCUCUGUAGCUGUGUACUCGAUGGAAACAGAAACUCCAACAGCAGAAGAUAUUCAACUGCUGAAGAAAACUGUGGAGACAGAGGCCUCACCGGGUGUGAAGGACCUGAAGGACAAAGUCCUGAUGAGAAGGAAGUCUGAGCUGCCGCAGGACGUUUACACCAUCAAAGCUCUCGAGGCUCACAAGAGAGCCGAGGAAUAUCUGACAGCCAAUCAGGAGGCUCUCUGACCAGGGGAGGUGGUUCCUCUGAGCCUGAGCCCGCCCCCCUCCUGUCCGUUUCUGUGGAGAGGAAGUAAAAGGUGUCGUGAGUCUGGUCUGGGGUCAGAUCAGGGCGGAGCCGACCAAGAGAAAAAGCUAAUGACGAGAACACUGUGGAGGCUCCGCCCCCCGCGCCAUUGCCGCUUCAUGCAUCCGCUGCUGUUUGUUUGAAGUUCAUCGGGUUCCUGAACGCAUCGCCACUGUGGUCCUGCUGUUGUUUCUGUUCGGCGAGGGGCGGAGUCAAGAGGAGGAAACUCACGUGACAUCUGUUGCCAUGGAAACAGUCAACAGAACCUGGACGUGGUUCCACUGAGUGAAUGAAUGCAGCUUCUCUCCACAAGCCCCGACCCCCCCCCACCUGUCCUGACCACUCACCUGUCAGCCUGGAACGAGAGGCGGAGCCAAGACGGACUGACGAAGACAAUGAGGAGACAUGGUGAAUGUAGACGUUCAAUCAGCUUCCAGAGAAUCCUGGAGGAGUCAGAGACUUCACGUUUGGACCAAUGAGAGCGCAGCUCUGCGUCAGUGUAGCACCAGGUCAAAGGUCAAACAGAGCAGACUCGGACCUGAGGCCUGUAGUUCAAUGUUUCUCCUCCACUAGACACUAGAGGGCGCAGCUCCACUCCAUCAAUCUAAACUCCGCCCACACGUCAGACAUUGAACCAAUGAAAAUGUAACAUUUAAGAAUUUCAAUCACAGAUUAUUGAACAGGAUGUGACGAAAGAAACAUCCUUUCAAAAUAAAAGCGUGGUUAAACCAUGAGCUGAUUGAUCAUUUAUCAUCUUCAUUUUGACUUCCUGUGACCUUUGACCUGAUCAUGGUGCAGGAUUAUUAAAAAGUGGGCGGCCCUACCAUAGAUGUAUGUAUAAAGGCUAGAUGUCUUACGGCGGAGUGUCGAGCGUCCGCACAGGGCGGCCAUCUUGCCACAGUCAGCUCGCUCACCCAUAACAUUGUUGUGGUACAUGGACUUUUUAAAUAACCAGAACUUGCUCAAUUUUCUACCGAUUUUCAAACGCUUUGGUUUGUUAUAAACGUCAGAGAUGUAGUUAUUAUGACACUGCAUAUUUAUGAAUAAUUAUAACCAUGGGAUUCAAAUAACAUUAAACAGAACAGAAAGGUGCAAUGAAUACAUAUACACACAAGGUAUUUAUGUCAAAUCAAUAUGGGCUACUAAAACUCAGGAUACACAAUGGCAUGAGAUAUAUGUAUACUUUUAUAAUAGGAAUAUUACUAAUAUAAUCCAAAUUAUUGGAUUAUAUUAGUAAUCUGCCGUAAAACAUCUAGCCUGUAUAUAUAUAUCUAUGGGCCCUACUCUAUAGCACUAUUGGCGCGUUUUCCACAGGCUCUACUCGCCUCGCCUCGGCACGGCACGAUUAAGUUGCUUCGCCACUACAAAAAAAACCUACUAAACUGCGGUGACUUUGUUUUAUACUUCACACACGAGUGACUAGUGACUUUACACCAGACUUCUGUAGUUGUUGGAGAUUAACCCACGUUUUUAGGAUUGUUAAGUAGUUUUAAGUGAUCUACAGUUCGGCACAGUUCGCCUUGAUUUGUGUGUGAGACGUCUCUUCCUGUGACGGCACUGGCCAGUCAGAGGCCGGCAGUCUGACCAAUCAUCGCAUAGUUACCUACUCCGCACCCUUAUGGUACCAGGUUAUUAUGCUUGUGGAAACGCUACUAAAAUCGUGCCGUGGCGAGGCGAGGCGAGUAGAGCCAGUGGAAAUGCGCCGUAAGUACAACUGAAGACCAUGUCCCCUUCCCCCAUCAUUUUCCUCACUUAAGUGGGUGUGUCCUUCUGAGAUCAGCUGUCUGUCAGCAACACAGUGACCAUUCCUGUGGUGGGAAGCCCCGCCCCUCUCAUUGCUGGACAGUCAUGGAGUUUGGACCUGUGACAGUCUGCCCCGCUGCUAGUUAAACACAGGCCGAAGACAAAUCAUGGUCAUAGGUGUUUUAUUAAAUCACAGGGUCACAUGACCAGUCUAUACACAGGAAGUGAAGUGAAGAGACAGGAAGUGAACAGUUCGACUCUGUCUCUUUCACACAUUUACAAUCAGAACAGUAACGACGUGUAAUAAAAGGCGGAAUGAGACUUUAAA